AUGCCCAUGUUUUGCCUCCCCUCGCCGAAAUCCCAUGCGACAAAGCCCGCCAGUCCGAACACGGUAGGUAGGGUUGCCCAGGUGCAUCAAUUUUGGCCUUCGGGUCGCCAGCGAGCAGACGGCGAGAACGAGGAGCACCCACCCCCGCCUCGAUUCAACGUAGCGGGUAACGAGAGCAGGCACAGCAGCUACUCACUUUCACAGACAAAGCUGACGCACCUCACGGCUGACCUUUCCCGCCUCCAGGUCGCCGAGCCGCAUUCCAACUGUUCCCUGCCCUUCGCUUCCGCUCCAACCGCCUCUCCUCUCGAUCCUCCAAAGCGCCGUCGUACCGCUGCCGAGAGAACUGGUCAUACGCCCAGCCUCAGCCGCGAGCCCGGGUUUUACUCGGAUCCAUCACCAAACAGCAAGGCUCAGCGCUUACAGCCCCCCAUGGACACCCCUUCCCAAUUCUUUAAUGAAGCGGCAUACGACGAUCCGAGCCGCGACGGAUAUUUCGACACCGAAAACAUACCCGGCCUCAAGACGGAACCAGGCGUCGACGACACCACAAUCUUCCUCAACCAACCGAACGAGGUACUGCUGGCGGCACAGCUGCUGGCAUCGAAGAGCUCCGCGCAAAAGGCAGCGUCGAACAUUGAAGGCGACCCUGCACAACCAAAACUGGAAACCGACACGAUGAAUCUGAGGAACCGCCGGUCCCAAAGACACACCCGGGGUUCGACGGCAACGGUGGACUCGCAGGCGUCUUCCACACAGCGGUCGACGCCCCCCGCUCUGGUACAGGCCUCGAGCAGAUCAACCGACCCCUCUGCCGAACCUCCUCCAGCCCUUCCGAAAAAGCAGCAAAAGCGAAAGAAGAGUUCGGCCAGCUCGGUGCCGUCUACCAAAGACGACCCCAAGCGUGAUGUGUUCUUGCAGAGAAAUCGAGUGGCCGCGAGCAAAUGCCGGCAGAAGAAAAAGGAGUGGAUGAGUGAACUGCAGGACACGAAGCAGGAACUGGAGAACCACAACAUGCAGUUGCAUGCCGAGUACAAUGGGCUGCUGGGCGAAAUCACCAGGCUCAAGGAUCAGCUCAUGUCGCACGCGCCCUGCAACGACCGCAACAUCGAUCUCUGGCUCGAGGCUGAAGCAAGACGGUUUGCGCAGAACUCGAGCAAGAGGUUCAACCCGGCUCACGGGGCCACUUUGCCCUCCGAGCAGCAGCUGCCUCCGGGGGCAAUGACCCUGCCUCCUAGCCACUUGGCGGUGCCUUCAACUCAUCUAUCAAUGAGCUCCAUGCCGAUGGAUCCAAAUCUAGCGGCCGUGACCUCUGGCGCUGUAGGAGGCGGCCAGAUCAACUAUGAUCACAUGCCGGACAGCAUCUUCGAAGAUACCUCGUGA
This is a messenger RNA of Verticillium dahliae VdLs.17, 1383 nucleotides long. RefSeq lists its product as uncharacterized. Gene Ontology annotation, molecular function: RNA polymerase II cis-regulatory region sequence-specific DNA binding; DNA-binding transcription factor activity, RNA polymerase II-specific. Gene Ontology annotation, biological process: regulation of transcription by RNA polymerase II. NCBI's taxonomy places the organism in Eukaryota, Fungi, Ascomycota, Sordariomycetes, Glomerellales, Plectosphaerellaceae. The record is from RefSeq and is a predicted model, not a curated record. Bases 1 to 1383 code for a protein of 460 amino acids. The transcript has 5 exons.